Messenger RNA from Dermacentor silvarum, 5248 nucleotides. RefSeq names its product multidrug resistance-associated protein 1-like. The record is from RefSeq and is a predicted model, not a curated record. Gene Ontology annotation, biological process: transmembrane transport. Gene Ontology annotation, molecular function: ATP binding; ABC-type transporter activity; ATP hydrolysis activity. NCBI's taxonomy places the organism in Eukaryota, Metazoa, Arthropoda, Arachnida, Ixodida, Ixodidae. Gene Ontology annotation, cellular component: membrane.
AGCGCUGACGUGACCAUGUGUCACAGAGAAAGCACUUGUUUCUUAUCAGCUAUGGAUGGCUUUUGCAACACAUCAUUUUGGAACACAUCCUCCUCAUGGGACACCGAGCUACCCACUGUGAGCCCCUGCUUCCGGCACACUGCCCUUGUUUGGCUGCCCUGCUCGGCUGCCUGGCUGCUGGCACUCUGCGAGGCCUGGACGCUGGGCCACAGAGACAGCAGCCAUACCAUUCCGUGCAGCGGGCUCUAUGUCACCAAGCUGGUCUUUCAAGUGUUGACUUUCAUUGUGUGCACAGCAAAACUGGUGGUGUCCUCGCUGCUCUACCUUCACCAUGAAGCAGACUUGGCAGAAGUGGCCGGAGCAUCUGUAGUUCUUUGCACACUCGUCCUAGUAACCAGUCUCACCAUGUGGGAAAGGUGGAAGGGGCUACAGUCAUCUGUGGUCAUUCCUACAUUCUGGCUUGUCUUUGCCAUCUGCACAGCGAUCACAUGCUAUGCAGAUGUUGUAGAUUUCAAUUAUGAUCUGCAGAACCCCGGUGUGUUUUGUAGUUUCUCCCUCCUGCCAUUGACUGUAGUGCAGCUAGUUUUGUCCAGUUUAUCUGAGAAACCAUCACCUUAUGCGCCUCUUGACACACAGGCACAAUAUUGCGUCCUCCAAGAGUGGACAAUCAUCCCCAGAAUAUUCUUCACUCAUAUGUGGCGAAUUGUCCUGCUUGGAUAUCAUGGCAAAUUGAAUGUGUCCACACUGCAUCGACUUUGCACAGACCUGAAAUGUGCUAAUGCAUUCAGAGCAUUCCACAAUGCAGCUACUAAGAGACCACAACAACUCAGGACACUUGUUGAUGAGCAAGGCUCACUCAUCAGGACAGCACCAACGCAGGCUCAGAACCAGCGGUCACUUUACUGGGUGGUCUUCAGGGUGUGCUGGUUUCAGCUACUUGCAUCAACAGUCCUUGAAGUCUUAGGUGUGUUUGUCAGCUUUCUGCCACCUGUUAUGUUAAGCCUUAUCUUGACAUUUGUGCAGAGCAAAGAGUAUACAUGGCACGGCUAUGUGUACGCCUUUGGCUAUGCUGGCUUUCUCUUCCUGAGUGGGGUGCUGGAUGCCCAUGCUGUUUACUUCAUAGAGUUUGGAGCUUUCAGAGCUCAGUCAGCUUUAGUUGCUGCUCUGUACAGAAAGGUGUUCCGCCUGGCACCGAGUGCACGCCGCCAGUACAUGGCAGGCGACGUGAUGAACCUCAUGUCGGUCGAUGUAGAAGAGGUGAGCACGUUCCUGACGCUGAGCACCCAGGUGUGGACGGUGCCACUGCGAAUUGCACUCACCCUCGUGCUACUGUGGUACUACUUGGGCGCCUCAUGCCUGGCUACUGUAGGUGUCAUGUUUGCUGCUGUGCUGGCAACCACCUAUGUGGCCACCCUCUGCGACCGCUUCCAGGAGAAGCAGAUGGCGUUAAAGGACAAGCGGAUACGUCAAAUCAGCGAAAUCCUGAAUGGAAUUAAGGUGCUGAAAUUGAGUGGUUGGGAGGUACCUUUCAUGGAGCGAGUACAGCAGACGAGGCUUCAAGAGGUGUCCUACCUGAGAAAGUUCUCUCUGCUUGACUCGGUGUUUGGUUUCUUGUGGACCUGUGCUCCAUACCUGGCUGCCCUGGCGUCUUUUGGCACCUUCCUUGCAGUCAACCCAUCCAAGCAGCUCACUCCAGAGAUUGCAUUUGUCUCGCUGGCCCUCUUUGGCCUGAUGCGAUUCCCCAUGGGGAUCCUCCCUGAUGUCAUCUCCAAGUUUAUCAGGUUUGUAGUGUCUAUGGGCCGCCUGACCAAGUUUCUCAGGGAAGCAGAACUUGACGUGGAUGCAGUUGGUUGGAAUCCAGAACAAGGACAGUCAGUCACUCUGAAGAAUGCAACCCUGUCGUGGUCAAGGAAAGAGGCUCCUGUUUUGAAAAAUGUGUCACUCAGUGUCAAGACUGGUAGUCUUGUCGCAGUGGUGGGCUCUGUUGGCUCAGGGAAGUCGUCACUGCUAUCUGCAAUCCUGGGUACACUGGAAAAGGUGUCAGGCACAAUUGAUGUUCAGGGUCGGCUAGCUUAUGUGCCACAACAGUCCUGGAUCCAGAAUGCCACAGUCAAGGGUAAUGUGGUCUUCAUGAACUCACUGGAUGAAGACCGUUAUCGUGAAGUCAUCGAGGCCUGUGCUCUCUUGCCGGACCUGGAAAUGCUCCCUGGCGGAGAAAACACCGAGAUUGGGGAAAAGGGUAUAAAUUUGAGUGGGGGCCAAAAGCUGCGUCUUAGCCUGGCCAGGGCAGUGUACCAUGAUGCGGACGUCUACCUCCUGGAUGACCCCUUCAGCGCUGUAGACGUGCAUGUUGCGGCCCACCUAUUUGAGCACGUGGUGGGGCCCAAUGGGAUACUGAAGUCAAAGACAAGAAUUCUGGUGACACACUCGGUGACUUACCUGCCUCAGGUAGACUGGAUCGUGCUGCUCAACCAUGGGGUAGUGCAAGAGCAGGGCACUUACUCUGACCUUGUGAGUCGUGAAAGGAGUGAGUUUGCAGCAUUUAUCCAGCACCACAUCAAGGCGCACCCUAGUAGCAACAGCCUUGCAACUGCCAGUCACAAUGGCUCCAAGGACAGGCUAGUGGAUCAACCCAAGGAUGGAGCAGCAACAGACAAGUGCACCCUGAUUGAAGAGGAGACUAUGUGCACUGGAUAUGUUGGCCGUCGUGUGUACGGAAUGUACUUCAAGAAAGUUGGCUGGCGUUUUCUCAUCCCAGCAUUCAUAACCUGCACACUUGCUUUUGGAAGUGAGUAUGGCUCUGCUGUGUGGUUGAGCAAGUGGUCCCAGGAUGCAGAUUUGUCACGAAGGCAUUUCUACCUCAUCGGCUAUGGACUUUUUCUGGUGUCUUAUGUGGUCUUCAACUUUGUUUUCUGGAUUAUAUUUGUUGUUGGCACACUAAGGGCAGCCAUCUGGUUUCACCAGCAGCUGUUACACAGCAUCAUGCGUUCACCACUCGCUUUUUUUGACACCACACCAAUGGGCAGGAUCAUCAACAGGUUCAGCCGUGACGUUGAAUCAGUUGACAAAGAGGUACCCAUCAAUGCAAACAUGACAAUGUGCAAUAUUGUGUGGGGAAUGCAGCUGCUGAUUCUCAUCUGCGUCAUGUCAGCCUACUUCACGAUUGUGGUCAUCAUCGCUGUGUUUAUUUUUGCAAGCAUUACGAUAGUGUCGCUACCAGCAUUUCGGCACGUCCAGCGGUUGCGGUCAGUGACACGCUCUCCCAUCCUGUCACACCUCAGUGAGAGCAUUGCAGGUGUGGUCUCGGUGCGAGCAUUUGGUGUUACCAAGCAAUUCAUCAGUGCCCUUGAACGCCAUGUGGACGCCAAUAUCAACUGCUGCUACCACUCCAUUUCCUUGGACUGCUGCAGGCUAAUCAUUGCCAACGCACUGGCACUCGUGGUGUCUUUGGGAGCAUCAAUGUUGACCAUUGCUGGGAGGAAUGCUCUGAGCCCAGGAAUGAUUGGCCUCGUGUUGUCGUACACCCUGGAGGUGUCAAAUGCGGCAUCGUACACAUUCCGAAUGUUUGCACUGCUUGAGACUAGCCUUGUGGCUGUGGAAAGAAUCAAGGAGUACAUUGGUCUUUCUGAAGAGGCUCCAUGGAGAAAUGUAGACACACAGCCCGCUGCUGAUUGGCCAGCAAGAGGGGACGUUGUCUACUCAAACUACAGUGCAGCCUACAGAGAUGACCUCGAGCUCGUUCUCAAGGGAAUAAACAUCAAAGCCUCUGAUGGUCAGAAGAUUGGCCUCGUUGGAAGGACAGGUGCUGGCAAGUCUACACUAGCACUAGCCCUCUUCCGAAUCAUUGAACCCAAAACAGGCAGAAUCAAUGUGGACCAUGUGGACAUUUCCAAGAUUGGCCUUCACGAUCUCCGUUCCAAGAUGACCAUCAUUCCUCAGGACCCAGUGUUGUUUGCGGGCACUUUGCGGUGGAACCUGGAUCCCUGCGGAGAGUACACGGAUGACGCUCUGUGGCAGGCACUGGAACAGGCACACCUCAAGGACUUUGUGGCCACCCAGGAUGCUGGCCUGGACUAUGAAGUGGUGGAGGGUGGUGAAAACCUUAGUGCUGGCCAGAGGCAGCUGGUGUGCCUCACUCGUGCCCUUCUGCGCAAGAGCAAGGUGCUGGUGCUGGAUGAAGCGACCUCGUCUGUGGACCUGGCCACCGACCACCUCAUUAAGGACACCAUUCGCCGAGAGUUUAGGAGCACAACAGUGAUCACCAUUGCCCAUAGGCUUCAUACCAUAAUGGACUGUGAUAAGAUUGUGGUGCUCUCUGCUGGUGAAAUAGUGGAAGAAGGCUCCCCAGCUGAACUCAUCCAAAAAGAAGACGGCCUGUUUCUUUCUAUGGCAACAGAUGCUGGCCUUGCAUGAAAGGCCCUGCUUGCUUUAUUGCAUUCUUGCACAGUUGUCAAGCCCGUGAAUGGAACAGUCAUUUCAGACUGCCUUAAAAUGUGCCUCGUCGGGCUUGACACUUCAGCCAUUCACAUUUCUACAGGCUGUAACAUGAACGGUAUAUUGCAUGCAGAGUAUGCAUCUUGCAAGAAACUCAUUUCUUUACUGAAUAUUUAUGUUACAUUUUACCUUUUUACUGUCUGUAAUCAGCUGUGAAGCAGCUAGAAAAGAAAUAGGUGUUCCUAUUCAUGUGUAUCUUCAUUCUUGUACAAAAAUCUUUACACAUCCAUUUUAACGCUAUAGACGGGUAUAUGACAGUCUUCAGGUUAUUUUAUCAUUUCCUUAGGCAGUACACAUUUCUCAAAUAAGUUUGUCCUCCAAGAGGCUUAUUAGCUUCAUUGUAAGCAUUUAGGGGAACAAUCUAUGUUAGCAUUUCGCAGUAUUCACUCUUUUACCAGACUCUUUUUGAAGACCAUGCCUUAGUGCAUGAAACAGAAACAGGCAAAAACUUAUUUUGUAUUUAUCCAUGCGGUUGUUUCUAAGCUGCAAUGCAUUGUGCCUACCUUGCGAAUUUCCUAGGUCAGGACAUCAUUUCCACAUUUGCAUGUGUCCUUAUACAGGUUCUCAUUUUCCUUUUUGUUUCCAGGACUUCAUAUUAACAACAAUUGCAGACAUCAGUGGCUACCAGCACAAAAGUUCUCCCAUGAAUAGUAAAAACGUAGACAUUGUGAUAAGCUGCUUCUUUUUGCAAAAUGUUAGUGUACUGAAUUUUCAAUAAAAGAUGCUUACAUCAGAUAAGCACUUUAUAGUUCAA